CUAGAUUCCUCCGUCACCAUUACGUUCAUGUUGCAUGUUGCGGUAUAGCUACCCGAUGAGGCUAGCAAACGCUUGCAGUCGGCAACUAUACCGAUUGAGCCAAUGGAUGAGUUUACUAUAUGAUGCUUCGAGCUUGGGCUCUUGUCCAUCGACUGACAAGUGCUUCUCACCACCAUCUACAUGCCAGGAACGAUCCUCAUCACGGGCGCCGCAUCCGGUCUCGGCCGCGCCUUUGUACAGCACUACGCAUCGCAAACCCCUCCGCGUUCCAUAAUCGCUAUAGACUCCAAUGCGUCCCCAAUAACACCCAGUCUCGCCGAAAAAACUGUUACAUACCUAAAAGCAGACAUCACCAGCCAAUUUCAAGUCUCCAGCAUCGCACAGCAACACCCAUCCCAGCCCAUCGAUCUCCUGAUCCACUGCGCCGGCAUCCGCGGCCUCGUUCCCGCAAUCGAAGAAUCAAACCCCGGGGACGUCGCAGCUGCAGAGACGCUCGACGUCAUGGACCACGCUACAUUCAGCAGAACAUUCGAAGUCAACACCUGGGGCACGUUCAACGUUGUGACCACUUUCCUGCCCCUGUUGAGGCGAUCGCGGGAUGCGAAGGUGGUGAUUCUGAGUUCGCGUAUGGGCAGUGUGGCUGCGAAUAGGGCGGGUGGAGGGUAUGCGUAUAGGGCGAGCAAGGCGGCGUUGAAUGCAGUGGUUAGGAGCUUCUCGAUUGAUGUGCCGGGUGUCACGUUUUGUUUGUUGCAUCCUGGGAGGGUGGAGACGGGCUUGGUGAGGUGGAAGGAAGAGGGGGCGAUUAGUGCCGAGGAGAGUGUGCGAGAUUGUUUGAAGGUGAUCGAGGCACUGGGAAGUGAGGAUAGUGGGAGAUUGGUUGAUCGGUUUGGUGUUGAUAUUCCGUGGUGAAGAUGUCGUGAGUACAUCGAAAUAUUAAGAGGUAUUAGAUGUGGAGGUAGAUUGAUUGCGGGAGAAAUGCGUGAAGGAGGCUGAUGAAUCCUAUGCACUGGUCGACCUUGGUCUACUAUGAGGGACUUCUUUGGCGGUCACUGACGGUCGCUGAAAACGGGAACUUUGCCUUCGACAGUGCGUCCGUACUCACGAUGGAAUCGUGAUAUCU
This is a messenger RNA of Pseudovirgaria hyperparasitica, 1120 nucleotides long. RefSeq names its product NAD(P)-binding protein. The record is from RefSeq and is a predicted model, not a curated record. The transcript has a single exon. Lineage: Eukaryota; Fungi; Ascomycota; Dothideomycetes; Acrospermales; Acrospermaceae. The coding region runs from base 181 to 909 and encodes 242 amino acids. Gene Ontology annotation, molecular function: oxidoreductase activity, acting on the CH-OH group of donors, NAD or NADP as acceptor.